GCAGUAUAUGCACAAAUCAACUGAAACGGCUCACAUCUCCCCAUAUUCAGAACGUAAACAACGUUAACUGUCAAAAUCAGCUGUUCAUUGUGGAUACAAAACGAGCGAGCGGCUGAUAGAUAUAACAAAUUGUGUAAUUUCUCCCGAAAUUUCAGAACUGCAGAGCAACUUAAAAUUUCCUCAAAAUGAUGCGAUACGAAGAAAACGAAGAGCUGGGGGAUAAAACUGCCUGUGGGCGGGUACGAGCGGAUCUGAAAAUGUGUCUGCUUGAGAGUGAUUGUUGCAGGAAGGAGCAUAAACUGCCCCGCGAUUGUCUCAACCGAACCGACGCCUCCGUUCCGGAUGAAUGCCGUGCCCUGCGAACGACGUUUUUCGAGUGCAAGCGGUCGCUGUUGGACAAUCGACAGCGUUUUCGGGGACGAAAGGGCUAUUGAAAACAUGUCAGUAAAUUGUUCGUACAACAUGGAGGAGGAAAAUUAUUAGGGUAGCUUUAUAAAUAAACACUGUCGUUUACGUUAAAA
Molecule: messenger RNA, 521 nt
Organism: Wyeomyia smithii (pitcher-plant mosquito)
Lineage: Eukaryota; Metazoa; Arthropoda; Insecta; Diptera; Culicidae
Product: cytochrome c oxidase assembly factor 5
Exons: 4
Coding region: 186-434 (82 amino acids)
Biological process (GO): mitochondrial respiratory chain complex IV assembly
Cellular component (GO): mitochondrion
Source: RefSeq, a predicted model, not a curated record